GCUGAAUUUGCCUCCAGUAGAUCGAUCUUCGAUCCGAAGAUAUUCAAUUAACUUUUGUUUUUUCUUUCGGUACAAAGAAAGAUUUAAAUAUGAACACGAAACAACUACUUCUGACAACGAUGUUGAUGUUUGUGGCGCUUAAACCGGUGAAAAGUUUGACUGUUGAACAAAUGGAGAAGAUGGCGAAGGGAAUGCGGAACGUAUGCUUGCAGAAAAUCGACACUACCGAAGCUAUGGUUGACGGGCUCAGACGAGGUGAAUUCCCGGAGGACGAGAAUCUUAAAUGUUAUACACAUUGCAUUAUGAAGACCAUGCGAAGUUUUAAGAACGGAGCCAUUGACUUCAAUAUGACCAUGAAGCAAAUAGAUAUGUCGAUGCCAGCUGAUAUGGCAACUCGAAUGAAGGAGACCGUAAGAAAAUGUUCUGAAUUAGAAAUUACGGGCGAUCCGUGUCACAUAACGUUCGAAUACCUGAAAUGCAUCUAUCGAACGGAUCCAGAGACGUUCUUCUUCGGCGAUAGAUUUCGAGUGGCACGGUCAAACUCCGUCCUUCUUUCGAAGAAAGAACAAUAUCGUGACGGAGUUCCGAAGAAAUUUUUAGCAAUAAAAAGUGUGGAAAGGAUGAAAGGGUACGGUGCUAUACUGCUGAUCGCGUUGAUGAUCGUCUUAACGACGAUUAAGCACACGGAAAGCAAAAAGAUGACUAUCGACGAAGCGAGAAAGACGGUUAAAAACCUGAGGAAAGUGUGCAGUAAGAAGACUGAUGCACCGAAAGAACUUUUGGAUGGUCAGCACAAGGGUGAGUUUCCAAAGGACGAGCGAUUAAUGUGUUAUCUGAAAUGCAUCAUGACUUCGACAAAAUCGAUGAAAAACGACAUGAUAAAUUGGGAAUUCUUCGCUAAAAAUUCUCGUCUCCUAUUACUGGAGGAGUACGUCCCGCGAGUGGACCACAUAAUUGAAGUGUGCCAACCCCAAGUGACGGCCACGGAUGGAUGCGAAGUCGCGUGGCAAUUUGCCAAAUGCAUGUUCGAAACGGACCCGGAGAUGUACAUGGCGCCCUGAACAAUGAUUCAGAAAGUAAUUCACGGUAUCAUCAGAGAAGGAAAAGAAAUGUUCGAU
Molecule: messenger RNA, 1118 nt
Organism: Osmia lignaria (orchard mason bee)
Lineage: Eukaryota; Metazoa; Arthropoda; Insecta; Hymenoptera; Megachilidae
Source: RefSeq, a predicted model, not a curated record